Molecule: messenger RNA, 1413 nt
Organism: Meloidogyne enterolobii
Lineage: Eukaryota; Metazoa; Nematoda; Chromadorea; Rhabditida; Meloidogynidae
Source: the annotation of a GenBank genome assembly
UGGAUGCAUGUAAAAGUUGGUGAUAUUGUCCGUAUGGAGAGUGGGGAUUUUAUUGCAGCUGAUCUUUUAUUGUUAUCCACAUCAGAUUCAGGCAUUUGUUAUAUCGAAACAGCCGAAUUGGACGGCGAAACUAAUUUAAAGACAAGAAUGGCGUUGCCGUGUACAACUGAAAUGGGGGACAUAAUUGAUAAAAUAUAUGAAUUUGAUGGUUUAAUAGUCUGUGAACCACCCAACAACCGAUUAGACCAAUUUAAUGGCAGACUUGAAUGGUUAGGACAAAAAUACAAUUUGGAUAACAAUAAUAUGUUGUUGCGUGGAUGUUGUUUAAGAAAUACUAGAUUUUGUUAUGGGGUUGUUGUAUUUGCUGGUGCUGAUACUAAAUUAAUGCAAAACAGUGGAGAAUCGCCUUUAAAGAGGACUAGUUUGGAUAAAUUCUUGAAUAUCCUGAUACUUGGGAUUGUUCUGUUUCUCUUUGUUUGCACUUUAAUUUGUACUUUAAUGACUGGAUUUUGGGAACAAAUUGUGGGCAGACAUUUUCGUGUAUUUCUGCCUUGGGAUGAAAUUGUUCCUCGAAUAAAGAAUUUAACGACAGUUCAAUUACCUGUUGUACAAGGAGUUACUUCUUUUUCGGGAGAUGAUUCUGGUGCAGAGGAGAGGGCUAUUGCCCCCUCUCAAGUUUUGUUUAUUGUUGCUUUACAAUUUUUCUCUUAUAUUAUUUUGUUAAAUACUGUUGUGCCUAUAUCUCUAUAUAUCAGUGUUGAAAUGAUUCGUCUAGCCCAUUCAAAGUUUAUUAACAGCGAUUUAAAAAUGUAUGACCCAAAAACUGAUACUCCAGCAAAUGCUAGAACGAGUACUUUAAAUGAAGAAUUGGGACAAGUUCAAUAUGUUUUUAGCGAUAAAACUGGAACUUUGACUCAGAACGUUAUGGUUUUCAAAAAAUGUUCAAUAAAUGGACGCAGCUACGGCGACUUUCGAAAUGAAAGGGGGGAUGUAAUUGAAAAUAUUGAUGAAAAUACACUUCCAGGAAUUGACUUUUCUUUCAACCGGUGGCACGAAAAGAAUUUUAAAUUUUAUGACAAAACUUUGCUUAUUGAUACUGUGGACGGGUUGAAGGAGGUACAAGAAUUUUGGCGUUUACUGGCCAUUUGUCACACUGUUAUGCCUGAAGGAAAAGGAGACGUACUUGAAUAUCAAGCCCAAAGUCCGGAUGAGGCAGCCCUCACAUCUGCAGCUCGCAACUUUGGAUUUGUCUUUAGAAGGAGAACACCACAAACUAUAACGUUGGAAGUUAAUGGACGGACAGAGAUGUUGUGACGGUGUUUGACUUAUGAUGCCUUACACAUUCUGGAUUUUGACAAUGUCCGAAAACGCAUGUCUGUACUUGUUCGAACACCAAACAAUCAAAUUAGACUU